CAAAUUUGUUAAGCGUCAGUCACGUUUCCGAGUUCAAAGCGAGCGGUCAUAGAAAAAAGAAGAACUUGUUGCUAUUUGUGUACAUUUUUUUUGAGCCAUGUCGAAGCCAGCCCUAUACUAUGCGACACUGAGUCCGCCAUCGCGCGCCGUCUUGCUCACGGCCAAGGCGAUUGGUCUUGAACUUGAACUGCGGCCAAUUAACCUACUGAAAGGUGAACAUUUGACGCCAGAGUUUCUGAAAUUGAAUCCACAGCACACUAUUCCCACAUUGAUCGAUGGCGAUGUCACCAUCAUAGAUUCGCAUGCCAUAUGCUCCUAUCUGGUUGAGAAAUACGGCAAGGGACACGAGUCCCUGUACCCCAAGGACUUGGUGCAGCGCGCCAAUGUGGAUGCACGCCUACAUUUAGAUUCGGGUCAUCUGUUUGCCCGUUUACGUUUUCUCUAUGAGCCUGUGCUCUAUUAUGGCUCCACAGACUGUUCCAUCGAUAAGAUAGCGUACGUGCAAAAGUGCUAUGAGAUACUGGAGGGCUUCCUCAAGGAUCAGACAUACCUAUGCGGCAAUGAGGUGACCAUUGCUGACUUUUGCUGUGUGGCCACCGUGACAUCCGGCAAUGAUGUGGCGCCCAUUGAUGAGUUCAAGUUUCCCAAGGUGCAUGCCUGGCUGAAGGCUCUGGCUGAGCUGCCCUAUUACAAGGAGGUCAACGUGGAAGGUGCCGAGGAGCUGAAGGCACUCUUCAAAGCCAAACUGGCCGAGAAUCGCGCCAAGUAGUAGCAGUAACAUUUAUGCAAUAUAUAUGUGUAAACACCAGCGGGCGUUGCCUGGCGCCUGGCUCAUAUUUCCCGCCAGUUGGAAAAUAAAAUUUUAAGUUUUUACAAAAUCUGUCGGGUAAACAAAGUCAAAUCAUGACAUCAAUCAUGAAUGAUAUACGUGCCCGUAAUAGUCCCGUACGAAUCACGGCAAUCGAUUGGCAUUCUAAAAAAUCUACUUUAAUUUCUAAAAUUUAACAAAAAUCAUCAAGGGGCCUUCCCAUUUCUUAUUCGGUGUUGUGGUGUUAAACACAAAGUUAGGUUUUACAAAAAAUUCAAUGAUUUCCAUUCAACUUUAUUAUAUGAAUACACAUACAAUAAGGUCCUAUUAUAUUAUGUCUUUAUUACAUACAAUGCACAUACACUUUUAUCCCUUAUUA
Drosophila virilis is the source of this 1187-nucleotide messenger RNA. It is a transcript of the gene GstE12, whose product is annotated as Glutathione S transferase E12. The record is from RefSeq and is a predicted model, not a curated record. Gene Ontology annotation, biological process: glutathione metabolic process. Gene Ontology annotation, molecular function: glutathione transferase activity. NCBI's taxonomy places the organism in Eukaryota, Metazoa, Arthropoda, Insecta, Diptera, Drosophilidae.